Messenger RNA from Misgurnus anguillicaudatus (oriental weatherfish), 856 nucleotides. NCBI's taxonomy places the organism in Eukaryota, Metazoa, Chordata, Actinopteri, Cypriniformes, Cobitidae. The record is from RefSeq and is a predicted model, not a curated record.
UAUUUUUUGCAUGGCAGGGUUUAGACGAAACAUUUCACAGCUCCGACGAAGAGCCAAGCACGUCGUCCGACGUGAGCAUACCGGCGAACAGAGGCCGGGGUGUCCGUACUAGGGGUCCGAUAUCGCGAAGGGGCAGAGGCAGGGGCUGCAGACAACGGGGCGGUCAGAGAAAGAUAGAAGGACGGUUAUCCAUCACACAGGACGACGCACGAAGAGUUCAAAAUCUCCAAAGUAGACGAAUAGCAGAUGAGCAGACCAGAAUUCAAAGACUAAGUUUAGAACAGAGUCAUCAGAUUUUGGAGACUUGUCUGACCCGGGACCCCAGUCUGAUGUUUGACGUCAUGCGAAUAACAGCAGAUGCUACCCCACCUCCAUUCUCCAUUCAUCCUCUCUCCAGUCAGCUUGCUUGGUGUGUCUGCAGUAACUGCAGAGAUAUGCCAUCUGAUUUAGAACGCAAGUGUUGUGGGCAACAACAAGAGUACUGCAUCUCAAAUCUCCCACAUAUGGAGGUCUAUAUUUUACAAGAGGGGGUACUGAGGUUAGCCAGACGUAUAUGGAAUGAUAUCAGGGCUGUUACUGACACUGCUGAGCCAGGGGAGAGCAAUAGGCAGUUCCGUUAUGCUGCUUACCGUCAGUUUGUUGUGUGGCAAUACGGGUCACUGGGUGAGGGCCAAAGGGUAGUCAUUCCUAGCUGCUGCGUGUGGAAAAUAAGAGAUCGUUUCCCUGAUCCCCAUGGACAGUACAAGGGUUAUGUCCCUCGAAGACUGUAAGGCUAAGUAAGUGUUAUUUGUUAUUAUUGAAAACCCUACAGAAAUUCUUGUGUAAUACAUAGUUUUAAAAAUUACUUUUAUUUCCU